Messenger RNA from Teleopsis dalmanni, 868 nucleotides. Its product is annotated as collagenase-like. Lineage: Eukaryota; Metazoa; Arthropoda; Insecta; Diptera; Diopsidae. Gene Ontology annotation, biological process: proteolysis. The transcript is spliced from 3 exons. Gene Ontology annotation, molecular function: serine-type endopeptidase activity. The coding region runs from base 11 to 862 and encodes 283 amino acids. The record is from RefSeq and is a predicted model, not a curated record.
UUGAAGUUUAAUGAGCUACUCUAAAAUGAAGUUAAUAUUUUUCCAAACAUAUUUUUUAUUGCUUGUAAACAUAAUAGUUGCAUCCCAAAGUGGAGAUAAUGUGUUACGAACUCAACUAAUACAAGGACGCAUUGUGGCUGGACAAGAUGCUACUGCCAAUCAAUUUCCAUAUCAAGUUUUCAUGAAAGUGCAAUAUGAUAAGCACAAUGGCGCAACAUGCGGUGGAGUUUUGAUUGGUAAGAAUUGGGUACUAACCAUCGCCAAAUGCACACAGAAUGUCACUAAUGCUACUCUGUACUUGGGUAGCAAUGAGCGCAACAGUUUUCCCGUUGUUAUCAGCGUGCAAGAAAAUGAAAUUUUUCCACAUCCCGACUAUAACCCGAAAUAUCACAACAACGACAUUGGUUUAAUAAGAAUACCACCACUGACGCUGAAUGACACUGUAAAUAUUAUUAGACUGCCUUACAUGGGUACCACGAACACUUAUGCUGAUCAAUAUGCUUAUGCUGUUGGUUGGGGUGACACUAAUUCAGCUAAUAAUCCACAAGUUCUGCAAUAUGCAGCUUUUGAAGUUAUGACGAAUGCACGUUGUGCUGCUAUUUAUGGUUCUUUAGUUGUGACGGCCGGAACAAUGUGCAUACGCACCACGGAUGGCAUAUCACCUUGCUACGGUGAUGCUGGUGGUCCAUUAGUAUUGGAACAUGAAAACAUUUUAAUUGGUUUACAAUCAUUUCAAGCGACCGGUGGUGAUAGUUGCUAUGCUGGUUACCCAUCAGGCCUCGUUAGAGUCUCUUACUAUUUGGAUUGGAUCAAAAAUAUAACCGGCAUUGUAUAUUAUGAUUAUUGUACGUGUAAGAAUUAAUAUAAA